GAAAAUUGAACGAAGGAGAUAAAUCUACUAUCAUUGAAAAGAUUCAUCAAUCAUCAAUUAGCUAAUAAAUCAAGAUGUCUUUGACCGACGACCAAGUGAGUAAUGAACUUCGUAAAAUGAAGGCCUUCAUUGAGAAGGAAGCACAAGAAAAGGCUAAAGAAAUUAAAUUGAAGGCCGAUGAAGAAUACGAAAUUGAAAAAGCUUCUAUUGUUAGAUCUGAAACUGCAGCCAUAGAUUCAGUUUAUGAACAAAAAUUGAAAAAGGCUUCGUUGGCUCAGCAAAUUACUAAAUCUACUAUUGCAAAUAAAACUAGAUUAAGAGUUUUGGCUACUAAAGAAGAAGUUUUGAACGAAAUUUUUGAAAAUGCAGAAUCUGAAUUGAAAAAAAUCACCGAUAAAAAAUCUGAUUAUAAACCAAUUCUUGUUGGAUUAAUUGAAGAAGGGGUUUUGGCAUUAUACGAAGAAAAAGUUACCAUUAAAGUCAGAGAACAAGAUGCCGCCUUAGCUAAAGAAGCUGCUGAAGAAGCUGCUAAAGCUUUCGAAUCAAAAUCAAAGUUUUCUGUUGAUAUCCAAGUCGAUGAAUCUGAUUAUUUAUCAAAAGACAUUGCUGGUGGGGUCAUUGUUGUUAAUGGUACUGGUAAAAUUGAAGUUAAUAACACUUUAGAAGAAAGAUUGAAAUUAUUAUCUGAAGAAGCAUUACCUGGUCUUAGAUUAGAAUUGUUUGGUCCUUCUGCUACUAGAAAAUUUUUCGAUUAGAAUCGUUUCCCAUAUUACAAGUCCUUAUCAUUUUGCC
This is a messenger RNA of Hyphopichia burtonii NRRL Y-1933, 792 nucleotides long. It is a transcript of the gene VMA4, whose product is annotated as H(+)-transporting V1 sector ATPase subunit E. The coding region runs from base 75 to 755 and encodes 226 amino acids. Gene Ontology annotation, molecular function: proton-transporting ATPase activity, rotational mechanism. Gene Ontology annotation, biological process: proton transmembrane transport. Gene Ontology annotation, cellular component: proton-transporting two-sector ATPase complex, catalytic domain. The record is from RefSeq and is a predicted model, not a curated record. The transcript has 2 exons. NCBI's taxonomy places the organism in Eukaryota, Fungi, Ascomycota, Pichiomycetes, Serinales, Debaryomycetaceae.